Molecule: messenger RNA, 702 nt
Organism: Rosa rugosa (rugosa rose)
Lineage: Eukaryota; Viridiplantae; Streptophyta; Magnoliopsida; Rosales; Rosaceae
Exons: 4
Coding region: 86-541 (151 amino acids)
Source: RefSeq, a predicted model, not a curated record
GAACAAAUCAAACCAUCUACUCCCUCUCUGAAGUCUCAAGUUAAACGACCAGUGGUGGCGCCAUUAAUCUGGUACCAAUAUCGAAAUGGAAGCCUCAAUCUCCUCCUUCACACUCAUCAGAACCCCAACCAAGUCCAACUCCAGCACAGCUAUAUUUCCAAGCAUUAACAUCACAAAACCAUAUGAUUCAUGCUCUAUUACCAGAACAAAAUGCCACAACCUCGCUUUUGCUAUAAACACUACUACUCCAACCCUCCACGGCAGAAAAGCUUGGAAGACUGCAGCUAUCGAAGAUGUUUCCGGCGCUAUAACGGAUCCGGGACCGGUCGUCCUCACCUGGCAAAUUGUCGUCGGAGCUAUAGCUGGAGUUACACCUUUUGUGGUGGCAGGGAUUGAAUUCAGCAAAAGAAUUAUAGCACAACAGAGAUGUGAGGUGUGUGGAGGGUCAGGACUUGUUUUGACUAAAGAAAACUAUAUGAAAUGUCCUGGAUGCGGUGGAUUUCUCCCUUGGCAAACAUGGAAAAGAUUCUUUACUGGCUAAUUAAUUAAGUUGGAGGUGUAUAGUUUUCAGCCUUGUUACAAUUUUUAUUGAGAAGGAUAGGUUCGAUCUUUGUGUGAUAUAUAUCCAGGCGAGCAUGCUCUCCCCAACAUGUUUAAUGAAUUGUUGACCCUAUCACCCUAAUAUAGCCAAACAUUUGAAGA